AUGGAUGAGAACGGAGGACUGCUGAACCGGACAGACACCCUGAACUCGGCCGCCAGCUCGGGCGCCGCGCACCGCAGGAGAACUCCACACGGGAAGAAGCAGGUGCAGGGCAACGCGGGGCUGAGGGCACCGCGCGCCCUCUUCUGCCUCACGCUGAACAACCCCAUCCGCCGGGCCGUCCUCGCCAUCGUGGAGUGGAAACCCUUUGACAUCUUCAUCCUGCUGGCUAUCUUUGCCAACUGCGUGGCCCUGGGUGUGUCCAUCCCCUUCCCUGAAGAUGACUCCAAUGCAACCAACCAUGACCUGGAACAAGUUGAGUAUGUGUUCAUGAUCAUCUUCACCAUUGAAACCUUCAUGAAGAUAUUGGCAUAUGGGCUGGUCAUGCACCCCAGCGCCUACAUACGCAAUGGCUGGAACAUGCUGGAUUUCGUUAUCGUCAUUGUAGGCCUCUUCAGUGUGGUGCUGGAGUCCAUGACCCACAAGCCAGGGGAGGCUCACCACAUGGCGGGGAAGCCCGGGGGGCUGGAUGUGAAGGCCCUGAGAGCGUUCAGAGUGCUGCGGCCCCUCAGGCUGGUCUCAGGGGUGCCGAGUCUCCAGAUUGUGCUGAACUCCAUCAUGAAGGCCAUGGUCCCCCUGCUGCACAUUUCCCUGCUGGUCCUCUUCGUCAUCAUCAUCUACGCCAUCAUCGGCCUGGAGCUCUUCAUCGGCCGGAUGCACAAGACCUGCUUCUUUGUUGGCACAGAGAUGCUCGUUGAGGAAGACCCCGUCCCGUGCGCGUUUGCGGGGAACGGCCGUCAGUGCCCGUUGAACAACACGGUCUGCAGGGGCAAGUGGGACGGCCCCAACGGUGGCAUCACCAACUUCGACAACUUCUUCUUCGCCAUGCUGACUGUGUUCCAGUGCAUCACGAUGGAGGGAUGGACCGACGUGCUCUACUGGAUGAACGAUGCAAUAGGGUUUGAGCUGCCCUGGGUGUACUUUGUCAGCCUGGUGAUCUUUGGCUCCUUCUUUGUGCUCAACCUUGUGUUGGGUGUGUUGAGUGGUGAGUUCUCUAAGGAGAGAGAGAAGGCAAAGAAGCGUGGAGACUUCCAGAAGAUGAAGGAGAAGCAGCAGAUGGAGGAGGACAUGCUGGGCUACAUGGACUGGCUCAUGCAGGCAGAGGACCUAGAGUACGAGGAGGGAAACAAACGUAAGAAGAUAGGUGACAGGAAGAGGGGCAAGUCCGGCUGGUUUGGUCACUCUGAUUCAGGAAGUGAAGAAGGCUCUGAAAAUGAAGAGAUCCUCUACGACGAUGACGGCUGCUGCGCAUCCUGCUUUGAGCAGUUUUACCGCUGGAACCAAGGAAUGCGCAAAAAGUGUCGAACUGCUGUCAAGUCCUCCGCCUUCUAUUGGCUGGUGCUGCUUCUCGUGUUCCUCAACACUGCUGCUAGCGCGUCUGAGCACUACCAACAGCCCGAAUGGCUAACACGUGUCCAAGAGAGAGCUAACCGGUGGCUGCUGACCCUCUUCACCGUGGAGAUGUUAGUGAAGAUGUACAGUCUGGGCUUCCAGGUGUACUUCAUGGCCUUCUUCAACCGCUUCGACUGCUUCGUGGUGUGUGGGGGCAUCAUAGAGACCAUCCUGGUGGAGCUGGACAUCUUGUCUCCCAUCGGCAUCUCUGUGCUGCGCUGUGUCCGGCUGCUGAGGAUAUUCAAAGUCACGCGCCACUGGCACUCUCUGUCCAACCUGGUGGCCUCGCUGCUCAAUUCCAUGAAGUCCAUCGCCUCCCUGCUGCUGCUGCUCUUCCUCUUCCUCAUCAUCUUCGCCCUGCUGGGGAUGCAGCUCUUCGGCGGCAAGUUCAACUUCGACGAGACGCAGACCAAGCGGAGCACCUUCGACACCUUCCCCCAGGCCCUCCUCACCUGCUUCCAGAUUCUGACGGGCGAGGACUGGAACUCGGUGAUGUAUGACGGGAUCAUGGCGUAUGGAGGCCCGUCCUUCCCCGGAAUGAUCGUCUGCAUUUACUUUGUCAUCCUUUUCAUCUGCGGCAACUACAUCCUGUUGAAUGUCUUCUUGGCCAUCGCUGUGGACAACUUGGCUAGCUGUGACCGUAGCGACGCAAAGAAAGAGUAUGUGGGAGAGAAGGAGGAAGAGGAGGAGGAUGAAGAUGAUGAUGAGGAUGAGGAUGAAGAUGAUAUAAAGGUUCAUAUAGAGGACUUGGAAGAAGAGGAGGAAGGAGAGGAGGGUGAAGACGCUCAAGGCGGUUCCCAGUUAAAAGUGACUGACUUUGCGCCACCAAAAGAAAAGAUCGUCCCCAUACCCGAUGGCAGCUCCUUCUUUUGUCUGGGCAAGACCAAUCCGAUUCGAGUUGGCUGCCAUAAGCUGAUCCAUCACCACAUCUUCACCAACCUCAUUCUCGUCUUCAUCAUCCUCAGUAGCAUCUCCCUGGCUGCCGAGGACCCAAUCAGGACACAUUCAGCCAGGAAUAAUGUUCUGGGUUAUGCUGACUACGCAUUCACCUCUAUAUUCACUGUGGAAAUCUUACUGAAGAUGACAGUAUAUGGCGCAUUUCUCCACAAAGGUUCCUUCUGCAGGAACUGGUUCAACCUCCUGGACCUGCUGGUGGUCAGUGUGUCGCUGGUCUCCUUCUUCCUGCAUUCGAGUGCUAUCUCUGUAGUGAAGAUUUUCAGGGUGUUGAGAGUGCUCAGGCCACUUCGAGCCAUUAACAGAGCCAAGGGGCUCAAGAACGUGGUACAGUGUGUGUUUGUGGCCAUCAGAACCAUCGGGAACAUCAUGAUUGUCAACAUAUUGCUGCAGUUCAUGUUCGCCUGCAUCGGAGUGCAGCUCUUCAAGGGUAAAUUUUUCAGAUGCACUGAUGAAGCAAAGCACACACCAGAGGAGUGCAAGGGGAUGUUUGUCGUGUACAAGGACGGGGACGUGGCUCACCCCAUGAUGAAGGAGAGGGUGUGGUACAACAGCGAUUUCAACUUCGAUAACGUGCUGAUGGGCAUGAUGGCGCUCUUCACUGUAUCCACGUUCGAGGGCUGGCCAGUGCUUCUGUACAAGGCGAUCGACGCCAACGCCGAGAAUGAGGGCCCCAUCUACAACUACCGCGUGGAGAUCUCCAUCUUCUUCAUCAUCUACAUCAUUGUCAUCGCCUUCUUCAUGAUGAACAUCUUCGUGGGUUUUGUCAUCAUCACCUUCCGCGAGCAGGGAGAGCAGGAGUACAAGAACUGCGAGCUGGACAAGAACCAGAGGAGAUGUGUGUAUUAUGCACUGAAGGCCCAGCCACUGAAACUCUACAUCCCGAAGAAUCCCAUGCAGUUUAAGUUCUGGUCCAUCGUGAACUCCACGACGUUUGAGUACAUCAUGUUUGUCCUGAUCCUCCUCAACACGGUCACGCUGGCUGUACAGCACUAUGAACAGUCAAAGCUCUUCAGCUUUGUCAUGGACACUCUCAACAUGGUCUUCACUGGGCUUUUCACCGUGGAGAUGGUACUCAAGCUCCUGGCGCUCAGACCCAGGCACUACUUCAUGGACGCCUGGAACUCGUUUGAUGCUCUGAUCGUGGUGGGCAGUGUGGUGGACAUCGUGGUGACAGAGUUCAGCGGAGAAGAAAGCUCGCGAGUGUCCAUCACAUUCUUCCGGUUGUUCCGUGUCAUGAGAUUGGUCAAGCUGCUCAACAAAGGGGAGGGCAUCCGCACACUCCUGUGGACUUUUGUCAAAUCCCUCCAGGCUCUGCCAUACGUAGCGCUCCUCAUUGCCAUGAUCUUCUUCAUUUACGCCGUCAUUGGCAUGCAGACCUUUGGGAAGAUCGCCAUGCAGGACAACACGGAUAUAAACAGAAACAACAAUUUCCAGACCUUCCCCCAGGCUGUCCUCCUGCUAUUCAGGUGUGCCACGGGAGAGGCGUGGCAGGAGAUCAUGCUGGCCAGCCUGCCGGGAAAGCUGUGUGACCCGGAGGCGGACUACGAGCCCGGAGAGGAGUACUCCUGCGGGAGCAACUUCGCCAUCGUCUACUUCAUCAGCUUCUUCAUGCUCUGUGCUUUUCUGAUUAUUAACCUGUUUGUGGCUGUCAUCAUGGACAACUUUGAUUACCUGACACGCGAUUGGUCCAUCCUCGGCCUCCAUCACUUGGAUGAGUUCAAAAGGGUCUGGUCAGAAUAUGACCCCGAGGCCAGCGGCCGCAUCAAGCACCUGGAGGUGGUGGCCCUGCUGCGCAGAAUCCAGCCUCCGCUGGGCUUCGGCCACCGGUGUCCCCACCGGGUCGCCUGCAGGAGACUGGUGGCUAUGAACAUGCCUCUGAAGAGCGAUGGCACGGUGACCUUCAACGCCACUCUGUUCGCGUUGGUCAGAACUGCCCUGAAGAUUAAAACAGAAGGUCCGAUAGAGCAGGAGAACGAGGAGUUGCGUCUCAUCAUCAAGAAAGUCUGGAAGCGAACCAAGGCCAAGAUCCUGGACGAUAUCAUCCCCCCCCGUGAGGAGGAGCUGGCCACGGUUGGCAAGGUGUACGCCAGCUUCCUCAUCCAGGAUUACUUCCGGAAGUUCCGCAAGAGGAAGAAGGCCAACAAGAAAAACAAGAACAAGUCGUCUGCUCUGGAGGCCGGCCUACGCACUCUGCAGGACCUGGGGCCGGAGAUGCGGCUGGCUAUGUCCUGCGACCUGGAGGAGGAGGCUGAGGAGGAGGUGGCGCUGGACCUGGAGGAAGAGGCCGACGAGGACGAGGCUUUCUACAAGAGUGAGAGUGUUUUCAGAGGUAACACUGUCAGUCCCGACAAGCUUGAUCCUGGAACUCCAUUACCCACAAGCACCCCUCUGCCACCCCCUGAGGAAGAAGAGGCAGAGAUGGUCUCCAACGCAAGCAUGACUCCCACACCCGUCACUGUGGACGUUCCGCUAAAAACACCAAAUGGAGAGGUGAUGAUGGAGCAGGAGGAGGAGCCUGUAGAGGUGGAGGAGGACCACUCUCAGUAUAUUCCUCCCGUGGUCGAGAGAGGGGUUGUGAACCAGCAGCCUAAGCCAGCCGCUAACAGGGAAGGAUACAGCCAUGGGUUUCCACCUCCCCCUCGCCGGGAGGACGUGAUGGAGGUACCGGAAGAAAACUACACCGGAGAGCAAGAGUACUACGGGGAGGAGGAUAAUGAGAGCACCGCGUCACGAGAAAGGGCUUGGUUCCCAGAGGCACCGCCCAUGUACCCUGGACAACGUGAGCAAACGUACGACACACAGCCCCCCGCCCCCACGCACUACGGCAACCACUAUGGCAACCACUAUGGCAACCACAACGGCAACCUCUAUGGCAACCACACUGGCAACCACAUUGGCAAUCACAUCGGCAAUCACAUCGGCAAUCACAUCGGCAACCACAUCGGCAACGGCGAUCCUCUGCGGCCUCCCCGGCGACGCUUGCUUCCAGCCACGCCCACCGGGCACAAGCCUACCUUUAACAUCCAGUGUCUGGGGAGGCAGGGCAGCAACGAGGACAUCCCCAUUCCUGGCACCUACCAUCAGGCGGCCCCGCCCACACAAAUGCACACACAGGUGUAUGGCGGAUACGACCCUCGCCGCGGCAGCGUCUCGUCGAUAGACUCCUCCAACUCAUGGGCCAACUCCAACUCCAACUCCAACCCCCGCCGGGGCCGCCUGCUGUACGCCCCCCUCAUCCUGGUGGAAGGGGAGGGGAGGGCGGGUGAGGUGGCGGGGGGCAUGGGCGCGUGGGCCGACGCCAACGGCAGCGCCAGCCUCCCCGCGGCGGUGCGGCCCGGCUGGGACUCAGGCACCCUGGGGCACGGGGUGGCCCCGGCCUACAGCAGAACAUACACCAACCUGAGGGUGCCGCCCCAGCUCACGCACCAGUAUGUGGGCAAGGGCAGCGCUGACAGCCUGGUGGAGUCGGUCCUGAUCUCUGAGGGGCUGGGUCUCUACGCCAAGGACCCCAAGUUUGUGGCCUUCGCCAAGCAGGAGAUCGCCGAUGCCUGCCAAAUGACCAUCGACGAGAUGGAAAACGCGGCCAGCGACCUGCUGAGCCGCGGGGCGGGGAGGCGGGGCCACGGGUCGCACUUCUUGGGCCGAGCCGACGUGUCGCCCCUGUACAGCGACGAGGAGUCCAUCAGGGGCCGCCUGGAGGAUGAGCUGGCCGACGAGAUGAACUGCGUCAGCUCGUUCUGAGAGGGAGGGAACCACCAGGGGUGUGCUGACAGGGGACCAGCUGGCUGAGAGAGAGGGAUGUACCAUUGUAGACUUUGCGGAUUGGGGGAGGGGGGGAUACUGUACGCAGCUUAAUAUGAAGGGGUGGACAAUGAAAAGCAGUAAACAGGGUUCCCACUGACCUUGAAAAAUAAUUUCAUCCUGGAAAUAUGUGGGACAGUCAUUGAAAGUGGUAAAAAAGCCCACUGUCCUUGAAAGGUCAUG
Molecule: messenger RNA, 6390 nt
Organism: Megalops cyprinoides (Indo-Pacific tarpon)
Lineage: Eukaryota; Metazoa; Chordata; Actinopteri; Elopiformes; Megalopidae
Product: voltage-dependent L-type calcium channel subunit alpha-1D-like
Exons: 45
Coding region: 1-6147 (2048 amino acids)
Biological process (GO): calcium ion import across plasma membrane
Cellular component (GO): voltage-gated calcium channel complex; membrane
Molecular function (GO): calcium ion binding; high voltage-gated calcium channel activity
Source: RefSeq, a predicted model, not a curated record